This is a messenger RNA of Manihot esculenta (cassava), 1028 nucleotides long. Its product is annotated as 14-3-3-like protein GF14 kappa. Lineage: Eukaryota; Viridiplantae; Streptophyta; Magnoliopsida; Malpighiales; Euphorbiaceae. The coding region runs from base 69 to 827 and encodes 252 amino acids. The transcript is spliced from 4 exons. The record is from RefSeq and is a predicted model, not a curated record. Gene Ontology annotation, cellular component: cytoplasm. Gene Ontology annotation, biological process: signal transduction.
CUGAAAAUUCACAAAAAAAAAAAAAAAAGAAGCACGCUUCUCUCUCUCUCUCUCUCUCUGAUUCUUCAAUGGCGAUUGUGAUACCGGACAACCUGACCAGAGAGCAGUGCGUGUACAUGGCGAAGCUCGCCGAGCAAGCCGAGCGCUACGAGGAGAUGGUGCAAUUCAUGGAGAAGCUUGUCACGUCUUCAACUCCUGGCUCCGAGCUUACCGUGGAGGAAAGGAAUCUGCUAUCCGUGGCUUAUAAGAACGUCAUAGGCUCCCUUCGUGCCGCUUGGAGGAUCGUUUCCUCGAUCGAGCAGAAGGAGGAGAGCCGCAAGAAUGAGGAGCACGUGGCGCUCGUAGAGGCCUAUAGGUCGAAGGUUGAGACUGAGUUAUCGGCUGUUUGCUCUGGGAUUUUAAGGAUUCUGGAAUCCAAUUUGAUUCCUUCGGCAGUAGCCUUUGAAUCGAAGGUGUUUUACUUUAAGAUGAAAGGAGAUUAUCAUAGGUACUUAGCAGAGUUUAAAGUUGGGGAUGAGAGGAAAGCUGCUGCUGAGGAUACAAUGCUCGCUUACAAGGCUGCUCAGGAUAUUGCUCUUGCUGAUCUGGCACCAACACACCCUAUAAGGUUGGGGUUGGCACUCAACUUCUCAGUGUUUUACUAUGAGAUUCUCAAUUCAUCGGAGAAAGCUUGUAGCAUGGCGAAACAGGCCUUUGAGGAAGCCAUUGCUGAGCUGGACACAUUGGGUGAGGAGUCCUACAAAGACAGUACUCUCAUCAUGCAACUACUGAGAGAUAACCUUACUCUCUGGACUUCAGAUAUGCAGGAGCAGAUAGAUGAGGCAUGAUGGAUGGGAUUGUUUUGGCUCUUCCAAGGGGGUGGGCUAGAAUUCACGACUGUAACUAAGUACGACAAAGCUGUGUAAAAUAUGAUCUGGUUUUAGCUUCCUGACUUUUUUUUCCAAAUAUUUUAUGUAGUUACAACUUUAUGGUUGGAAACAACUUUAAGAAAUGAAUUUCAAUUCCCAGUUGAGUGAUUGACCAGUGCA